Molecule: messenger RNA, 708 nt
Organism: Thlaspi arvense
Lineage: Eukaryota; Viridiplantae; Streptophyta; Magnoliopsida; Brassicales; Brassicaceae
Source: the annotation of a GenBank genome assembly
AACGCGAAGCUUCGGGCUGCAAAUCGUAUAUACUUCAAAAACUCUCUUGGUCCACAAAACAAGAUCUUUAUUUCUUGUAGAGGCAAUUUUUCCAAGCUUCCUAACAUCUUCAUAAGCCUUGGUUACUUUCUGUCAUCAGAAAGACGCCGAUCUGUUCCAGAUCAAUGCUUGAGCUUUCUGGUUAAUCAAUACGACUUUACUCAACACGACUUUCGGAGGGGGAGGAUCUUGCAUAGAAAUGGUAUCACCAAAGACGGAAUCACUCAUAGUCCGAAGAUCCUUACAAGAGCUGUCAACUCCACCGGAUCUGACCAACUGAGUCAAGGAGAGAAGGUCCUUAAUUGGCAAACAGAAAACGCACUCGCCCAAAAUCAACUUCUAACAACAAUAAAUCAUAAGAUUGACCAACUCACUGAUGGCUACAACAAAAGAUUGAGUAACCUAAAAAACUCAAUAAUGGAGAUCUACGGCCGACUCAACAAUCUUCAUCAAGAGAUGAUAACUAUGGCGCAACACAUGAUGUGUGAUGUCUGUGAGAAAGCUCCGGCGACGGUGAUAUGUUGUGCCGACGAAGCAGCUCUGUGCCCUAAAUGCGACGUCGAGAUUCACGCCGCUAACAAACUUGCUAGCAAGCACCAACGCCUUCAUCUCAAUUCUCUCUCCACCAAAUUCCCUCGUUGCGACAGACAGCCAGCCUCAAAAACCUGC